AUGGAGAUAAAGGAACAAUGCUGGAGCAGCUUCAAGGAUAGAAUGAGUUCGAUAGGAAAUCAUAAAGGAAUAAAGUUCUUUAGAGAAAUCGGUCCCGACUUACACAGGAAAAACUAUAAAUCAUGGUUUCACAAGUGGAGACACAAUCUAGAUAGAGAAACGAUAAGAGUAAUAUCAAGGAUUCGGGCGAACCACUAUAAUCUAAGAGAAUCACUAGCCAGAAAGAACUUUAUAAGCUGUGGCAAGUGCGAUUGCGACCAAGCGGACGAAGACAUCUACCAUGUAAUAUUUGAUUGCGGCUUGUACAAUCAAGAGAGAAGCUUAAUAUGGGAAAAAAUGGAAAAGGAAAUAGAAUUAGUAGCAAAAUCGGUGAUAGAGUUAAUAAAACUCAAUAACCGCGCACCUGGCCUGGGCGACCAGGUUAUCAAUGGCAUGAGGAGGAGCACGGAGAAGCAGAGAAGCGUGGCGAUACCCAUUAAGAACGGUAUGGAGCAUCUGGCGGAGUGCGUCGACGCACAGCUAUCGACGUCAAGUUAUGCGGGCCAGCCACGCUAUUCUCACGCAGCUUCUCCGUACAUCAGAGCCAGCCGAAGUGCCGGUCAGCGCACGCAAGAGGCCGCGACCACUCGUGACCUCCUCACCCGAGGAGGACGUAGGAGGAAGAAGAAGAAGGGGAAAGGGACCGAGGGCAAGGAGCCCUCGAGGAGUACCCCAAAAGGUGUCCCUACAAGCACUCCGAAGGCUACUCUUAAGAGCGCCCCUAAGGCUGCCCUGGGGGCUGGGGAUAAGUCCACCCCGAAAAAGCCCGGGUCAACGCCAGGCAAGGUGGGCACAGACAAGCCCGGAGCACCUCCGCCGAAGCCUGCCAAAAACAAAAAGCGGAGGACGAGAAAACGGCGGCGCAGGCUGAAGCGUAGCGCCGUCGUCAUGCAGCCGGCCGCCGGGAAGUCCUACGCGGACGUCCUAGGGAAAAUCCGGCGGCAGGUGCGACCGGAGGAGACGGAGACGGAACUCCGUCAAAUCCGAAAGACCCAGAGGGGCGGUGUCCUUGUGGAACUGGCGCGCUGUAAAGAUCAGCGCGCCCUUCAGGAGGCCAUCAAGGCCGCCGUGGGGGAAGAUGCGGAGGUCCGGGCUCUGGUGCCGCGCAUGCGCGUCGAAAUUUGCGACCUCGAUUGCUGCACGACCGGCGAGGAGGUACGAGCUCCUGUUGCGCAAACUUUGGGCGACCAGCUCAAGGGGGAGCUGAAGGUCGCAAUCGAGGAGGCGGUGUCUAUCCGGCUGAUCGCGAGAAAUCGCAUCAAGAUCGGCUGGAUAAACUGCCGAGUCAGGCGCUGUGUCGAAGUCACGAAGUGCUUCAAAUGCCUAGGAUAUGGGCACACGAAGCGCGACUGCAAGGGCCCAGAUCGGAGUAACGCCUGCUGGAGGUGCGGCAAGGACAGACACAAGUCCAACGACUGCACCUCCCCUCCUCGUUGCAUGCUCUGCGCCGACCUGGGCGUGCAGCAGCUCGACCACGCACCAAGGUCCGGGGCCUGUAAGGCCUUCCGAGACGUCCUGGUGCCCGGAAACGAGCGGCGCAAUGGCGACGGUGAUCCAAGGAAACCUGAACCGCAGCCAGGUCGCCGACAGCCUCCUCACUCAGCUGUUCUUGGUCGCUGGGCGCUGACGUGGUGGUGGUGUGCGAGCAGUACCGAAACCGGGACUGCUCGUCGUGGAAAGCUCGACGACCUGGAAGACGCGCUCCGCGAUAUGGACGGCGGGCUCGUUGUAACAAGCGAUUUUAACGCCAGGGCUCCAGAGUGGGGGAUCCCAACCCCCAAUGCCAGAGGCAAACUGGUAAUGGAGAUGGCAUCCAGGCUGGGGUUGAUUGUGCUGAACACUGGUACCACGCCGACCUAUCGGCGACCCGGUUUCGGCGUUUCCAUCCCGGACGUCACUCUGGUUUCGGAGUGUCUGGGUCGCCGAACCACGGGCUGGAGGGUGUUGGAAGAUUUUACUGGCAGUGACCACCAGUACAUCACCUUCCGGAUAUCGUCCGAUGGGUCGGCGCAGCACGGCAGAUCCCGGCGCCCACUCGGCUGGAACACGGCCAAGCGGGACGAGGGAAAGUUCUCGGAGUGUAUGAGCCGCGGCCUCAGGGGCAUACCACCUGCCCCCCGCGAGCAUCCCGGAAGGGAUGUCGCUGAGGCCAUGACCGUGGAAAGGCCGAGCCCAGGCGUACUGGUGGAUGGACCUGGCACCAGCCAGGUCUGGACUGGUACCAGCCUCAGACGGGAGUGUCUGAAGCUACGUAGACUGGCGCAACGAGCCCCCCGUAGAACGGAGGCCUCCGACAGGUCAGCCGAGUACAGGGCGGCGAAAAAGACGCUCAACCGGGCUAUCAAGGAUUCCAAAGCCCGCUGCUGGCGGGAGCUGUGCGACGAAGCGAACCGUGAUCCCUGGGGACAGGCGUACAAGCUUAUCACCCGCAGGAUCCGGUCACCCGUCGCACAGGGCACGUUGGACGCAGCUACCACCGAGCGCGUGGUGGACGGGCUAUUCCUCAACAACCCGGCAAGGGACUUUUAUUCGGAGCCGGGUGACAGAGACGUCGUCCCCACGUUUAUUCUGGAGGAGCUGCAGUCGGUGGUGGGCUCCUUGAAACCGAGGAAAGCCCCGGGCCCGGAUGGCAUUCCAGCGGAGGCCCUGAAGAUGGUGGCGCGACUCCACCCAGACCUUCUGCUGAAGAUGUAUAACACCUGCCUCCGGGGGGGUGUCUUCCCGUCGCCUUGGAAGGAUGCGCGGCUUGUACUGAUCAGCAAGGGGAAGGGUGCCUCUGAUUCUCCGUCAUCUUACCAACCAGUGUGUAUGCUAAACACAGCCGGUAAGGUGAUGGAGAAAAUGCUGAAGACCCGCCUGCUUCGGGCAGUGCAGGCCGCCGGCGACCUGUCGGACCGACAGCACGGAUUUCGGAGAGGACACUCCACCAUCAGUGCCAUCUCCGACGUGGUCGAGGCUGUCGGAAGAGCCUACGAAGCAAGCCACCGUACCCGCCCGCUGGUCCUCCUCGUCACGUUGGACGGGCGCAACGCUUUCAACUCGGCGAGGUGGAUAGAUAUGCUGAGGGCGCUCGAGUGA
This is a messenger RNA of Hylaeus volcanicus, 3117 nucleotides long. RefSeq lists its product as uncharacterized. Bases 1 to 3117 code for a protein of 1038 amino acids. The record is from RefSeq and is a predicted model, not a curated record. Lineage: Eukaryota; Metazoa; Arthropoda; Insecta; Hymenoptera; Colletidae. Gene Ontology annotation, molecular function: catalytic activity; nucleic acid binding; zinc ion binding. The transcript is spliced from 5 exons.